GGAAGGGCCCAGGUCGGCUGUGGACGGGGCGGGGCGGAGCCUCCUCCUGCACGGGGGAGCCCCCGGGCUCGCCCCAGCUCAGACACUCCUAGCCUUGGGGCAGCUGCCGGGCGAGUCCGCGGAAUAGCGGCCAGCGGGCGAUGGAGACAGAGAGACACCCGACGAGAGGAGGCGGGGUGGGGGAGGCGGGGAGAGUGCGGGGGCGGAGGCUGGCAGGGGGCGCUGGAAGCUGGAGCGGUCCGUGCGCUCCCCGCGCCCGAGGGUGCAGGAGGCUCUGAAGCGGCUGCUGCACCGCGGGGCCCAGGCGGCGGCUGGGGGGCUGGGGGGCUCUGCCGCCGCCGCCGGGGGCGUCGCUGGCCUCGGCCCCUUUGUUCUCGCGCGCUCCCCCUCGCCGCCCACUCCCCUGCUGUCGCGCGGCGGCGGCGGUGGCGGCGGCGGCUCCUCCCGCCCGAGGCAGGCGGGCUCGGCGCCGGGGGCGGGAGGGGGCGGGGGGAGCACGCCAGCCGCCGAGAGUGGGGGGCGAUGGCGAAGCUCCGGGUGGCUUACGAGUACACGGAAGCCGAGGACAAGAGCAUCCGGCUCGGCUUGUUUCUCAUCAUCUCCGGCGUCGUGUCGCUCUUCAUCUUCGGCUUCUGCUGGCUGAGUCCCGCGCUGCAGGAUCUGCAAGCCACGGAGGCCAAUUGCACGGUGCUGUCGGUGCAGCAGAUCGGCGAGGUGUUCGAGUGCACCUUCACCUGUGGCGCCGACUGCAGGGGCACCUCGCAGUACCCCUGCGUCCAGGUCUACGUGAACAACUCUGAGUCCAACUCUAGGGCGCUGCUGCACAGCGACGAGCACCAGCUCCUGACCAACCCCAAGUGCUCCUAUAUCCCUCCCUGUAAGAGAGAAAAUCAGAAGAAUUUGGAAAGUGUCAUGAAUUGGCAACAGUACUGGAAAGAUGAGAUUGGUUCCCAGCCAUUUACUUGCUAUUUUAAUCAACAUCAAAGACCAGACGAUGUGCUUCUGCAUCGCACUCAUGACGAGAUUGUCCUCCUGCAUUGCUUCCUCUGGCCCCUGGUGACAUUUGUGGUGGGCGUUCUCAUUGUGGUCCUGACCAUCUGUGCCAAGAGCUUGGCGGUCAAGGCGGAAGCCAUGAAGAAGCGCAAGUUCUCUUAAAGGGGGAGGAGGCUUGUGGAAAGCAAAGCACAGAAGCUGUACUCAUGGGCACGCGUCCACCUGCGGAACCCGUGUUUCCUGGCGCAGGAGAUGGACAGUGCCACGACAGGGCUCUGAGAGGCUCAUCCCUCAGUGGCAACAGAAACAGGCACAACUGGAAGACUUGGAACCUCAAAGCUUGUAUUCCAUCUGCUGUAGCAAUGGCUAAAGGGUCAAGCUCUUAGCUGUAUGGAGUAACUAUUUCAGAAAACCCUGUAAGAAGUUCAUUUUCUUUCAAAAGUAACAGUAUAUUAUUUGUACAGUGUAGUAUACAAACCAUUAUGAUUUAUGCUACUUAAAAAUAUUAAAAUAGAGUGGUCUGUGUUAUUUUCUAUUUCCUUUUUUAUGCUUAGAACACCAGGGUUUAAAAAAAAAAAGGUGAGGACAUCUGGGUCUCAUUUGCUUCUGCUAGGUUAAACUUUUACUUGACAACAAGGAUUCUUGCUGAAGUCUGAACCUUACCAUGUAACCCUCAGUUUCCACUAUUAAAGAAUAUCUUUUGAUGUCUGCUUGGAAAAUGAAUAGUAUACUGGUAACUCAGUCUCCAGUCACCUCUGUGUCUCUUAAGCAAGAGAUUCUAAAAGAUUGGGAAAACAUAUCCUCCAACACCUGCGUUUGCCUAACCAUUAUUUUUCACCAGAUUACUUCUUAAGAGAGGGAGGUGAUUCUGAAGAAGGCUUCUAUCUCAAAAAGCACUGGGCUUCUUUAUUCAUCUGUUCUUGUUGUUUUUGAUGGAUUUCAAAAAAUUUGUGUGCAAUACAAUAUACAUGAUGUGAAGGACAGUCUUCAGCUUAGUGAAACGCUGUUUUCAUUUUUUCUUUUUGUAGGUCAGAAAAAAACACCAAAAUCAGUUCAAGCAUUUUGAUUUUUUUUUUUCUUUGUCCUUGCCUUGAUGUUACGAGUAUUAAAACCAGGAGGAUUGCUGCCAUUGUUCAGUUUGCUUGGACAAACCUGGAGAUGCAACCCAGCUCACAUCAUUGCUACUGAUGAGCUUUCUGUGCCUUUAUCUAAAGUUGAUUGAGAAGACCAUAUUUCUUUGUAUCUGUUUAUAAACUCAAAUUCCAAGUAUCAAAUCGCAGGUCUCAGUGAACAUCAAACCUAUUUACUACAUAGAAUCAAACCUUUGUUUAGGUGAGAUGUACAUCGUUAGUGGAGGAACAACUGACCACAUAAUUUCAUUUGUUUUCUUCUGAUACGCUUCAGACAUGCCUCUAUUAGAAUAAAGAUAAACUGGAAUUUAAA
Messenger RNA from Nomascus leucogenys (northern white-cheeked gibbon), 2436 nucleotides. It is a transcript of the gene KCNMB4, whose product is annotated as potassium calcium-activated channel subfamily M regulatory beta subunit 4. Gene Ontology annotation, cellular component: membrane; voltage-gated potassium channel complex. Gene Ontology annotation, biological process: potassium ion transport; detection of calcium ion. Lineage: Eukaryota; Metazoa; Chordata; Mammalia; Primates; Hylobatidae. Gene Ontology annotation, molecular function: calcium-activated potassium channel activity; potassium channel regulator activity. The record is from RefSeq and is a predicted model, not a curated record.